Messenger RNA from Lolium perenne, 1851 nucleotides. Its product is annotated as polyamine oxidase 4. Lineage: Eukaryota; Viridiplantae; Streptophyta; Magnoliopsida; Poales; Poaceae. The record is from RefSeq and is a predicted model, not a curated record. Gene Ontology annotation, cellular component: peroxisome. Gene Ontology annotation, biological process: polyamine catabolic process. Gene Ontology annotation, molecular function: polyamine oxidase activity.
AGCGCUCUCUUGUAAACCGCGCUCGUGCUCGCUGCCGUGCGCGUGUGCGCGGACGGAGGCGUGUUCUUGUGCUUCUCUGUCUGCGUAUUCUCCUUCUUCUCGUUCGGCGACGGCCGCGGCGGCGGCUAUGGAUCCCAACAGCUUCAAAACCGGAGGCCUUUUGCUUCCAACAAUCGAGAGGCGGUGCGCUUCGCCUCCAUCGGUCAUUGUGAUCGGCGGUGGCAUCUCGGGGAUUGCGGCGGCCCGUGUCCUCUCCAAUUCAUCUUUCGAGGUGACUGUUCUGGAGUCGAGAGAUCGUAUCGGUGGCCGUGUGCACACCGACUACUCCUUCGGAUGCCCCAUUGAUAUGGGGGCCUCAUGGUUGCACGGUGUCAGUAAUGAGAAUUCUCUAGCACCAUUGAUCGGCCAUCUUGGGCUGAGGUUAUAUCACACUAGUGGCGACAACUCUGUUCUGUAUGACCAUGAUUUGGAAAGCUGUUCACUCUUUGAUAAGAAUGGCCUUCAAGUCCCAACGGAGACAGCUGCUAAAGUUGGCUUAGUAUUUGAGAGAAUCCUUAAGGAGACAGUGAAACUCCGUGAUGAGCAGGAACAUGACAUGCCCCUUCAACAGGCAAUCUCAAUGGUGCUUGAGAGGCAUCCUGAUCUAAAGCUAGAAGGGCUAGAUGAUCGAGUCAUGCAAUGGUGUGUCUGCCGGCUGGAGGCAUGGUUUGCUGCAGAUGCAGAUGAAAUAUCUCUGAAGAACUGGGAUCAGGAACAUGUUCUUACUGGUGGUCAUGGUCUGAUGGUUGAUGGAUACUAUCCUGUAAUUCAGGCUCUCGCUCAAGGUCUUGACAUCCGUCUCAAUCAGAGAGUAACCAAAAUCGCCCGCCAAUACAAUGGAGUGACGGUCACCACCGAGGACGGCACGCAACACUCAGCCGACGCCUGCAUAAUCACUGUGCCGCUCGGCGUGCUCAAGGCGAACAUAAUCAAGUUCGAGCCUGAACUCCCCCCAUGGAAGAGCUCUGCCAUUGCUGACCUCGGCGUCGGCAUAGAGAACAAGGUGGCGAUGCACUUCGACAGGGCCUUCUGGCCCAACGUGCAGGUGCUGGGGAUGGUUGGGCCGACCCCGAAGACCUGCGGCUAUUUCCUGAACCUCCACAAGGCCACCGGCAACCCGGUGCUCGUCUACAUGGCUGCCGGCCGGUUCGCGCAGGAGGUCGAGAAGCUCUCGGACGCGGAGGCCGUGGCCCUCGUCAUGGCUCACCUGAGGAAGAUGGUGCCUGGCGCCACUGAACCUACGCAGUACCUGGUAUCGCGAUGGGGCUCGGACCCGAACUCACUGGGGUCAUACUCGUGCGACCUGGUGGGGAAGCCGUCAGACGUGUGCGAGAGGUUCUCGGCGCCGGUGGACAGCCUGAUGUACUUCGCCGGGGAGGCGGCCAGCGCGGAGCACUCGGGCGCGGUGCACGGCGCCUACUCUUCUGGCAUUGACGCGGCCGAGGAGUGCCGGACGCGGCUGCUGAUGCGGAAGGGCGUGCCGGACCUCGUCCAGGUCGCCGCCGCCUGCGAGGAGAUGGCCGACGUCGUCGCCCCGCUCCAGAUUUGCCGCACCUAGAAGAUGAUGAAGGAGAGAUGGAGCCAAGCUUCGUUCUGCCAUGCCCGAUUGAUCUGUUGACUGACAGAAAGUGUGUCAUUGCGCAAUCGAUCAGUCCGUGUCGGCAGAACAAGAUUACUGAUGUAUUCUAAUUUUUUCGCGUUGCAUUUGAUUCAAUAAGUCGAGACUAGUGAGGCGUUGCUGUGCUCGUACACUGUAUUCCUGGAAUUAUUGAUUAUUAUUAUUAUUAUUAUCAAAUUUAUCAUUGGUGGUAA